GAUAAUUAGAUUCCCCCCACCACCACUCAACUCAGCCUUCUUCCAUCCACUCUUUUCUUUCAUGAGGGAAGGCUCAAACAAAUAUAGAAUUACUAUCUUCUCCAUUAUUUUUCUUCUUAUAGACAUUAGCUUUGCUUAAUCAAAAUUCCCUUUUUGAUUUCCAUUCACAAAGUUCCGUUUUAGAUAAAUAAGUGAAGACAAAAACUUCAGAAUAGAAACAACCAUUCAACUAUAAGAACAGAGAAUAUAUUCCCCAUGGCUCUGUUCUCCGGUCAUCAGCAUUCUAUUAUCACCUUCUUCAGCAUCAUUCUCCUUGUGUUUCUUGAAGGUGUUACGGCAGCUACCUUUACAUUCAUCAACAAAUGCGAUUACACAGUAUGGCCUGGAAUUCUAGCUAAUCCAGGAAGUCCCAAACUUGAAAGUACAGGCUUUGAACUCACAAAAGGCAGCUCUCGUUCUUUCCAAGCUCCUACAGGUUGGGCAGGUCGCUUCUGGGGCAGAACAGGAUGCAAUUUCGAUGACUCUGGCCACGGCUCAUGCGCUACAGGCGACUGUGGCUCUGGCGAAAUGGAAUGCAACGGAGCUGGAGCCAUCCCACCGGCCACCUUAGCCGAGUUUACACUCGGUUCAGGAUCUCAAGACUUCUAUGACGUGAGCCUGGUUGAUGGUUACAAUUUGCCCAUGAUUGUGGAAGGAAGUGGAGGGUCAGGAGAGUGUGCCACCACCGGUUGCUUGACGGAUUUGAACAAAAAGUGCCCGUCUGAACUGAAAAUUGAUGGCGGUGCCGCAUGCAAGAGUGCCUGCGAUGCCUUCGGCAAACCAGAGUACUGCUGUAGCGGAGCCUACAAUAGUCCAACCGCAUGUAAACCAUCCAUGUUUUCGCAAGUGUUCAAGUCGGCUUGCCCCAAAUCCUAUAGCUAUGCCUUCGAUGAUGCCACUAGCACUUUCACUUGCAGUGGGGCUGAUUAUGCAAUUACUUUCUGUCCCAAUGUUCCAAGUUUGAAAUCUUCAAAGGAUCCUGCUGCUGCAAAGGCAACAGGGUCGGACCCGGAUUCGGAUCCCAUGCAGGCAUCUGCACUGGCAAGUCAAUGGCUAGCAAAUUUGGCCACCGGAGACUCCACCGAAAUCCGACCGUUUUCCCUUAUCCGAUUCGGUUUUGCCAUCACUAUUUUUCUUGUACUCUCGUUUUUAUUGUAGUAUUUAAAUUUCCCAAUUCAAGUUCCAACAACAACAACAAAGAAAAAGUAGGACAAAAUUCCAGAUUGUAAAAUUUAGGUCAUCUUAAUGUUAAAUACACACAUUAAUAUGCAAAUCAUUUUGAUUCAGAAAUGGAAUACAUAUGUAUUCUUUUUUGGGCA
Molecule: messenger RNA, 1358 nt
Organism: Gossypium raimondii (Peruvian cotton)
Lineage: Eukaryota; Viridiplantae; Streptophyta; Magnoliopsida; Malvales; Malvaceae
Product: thaumatin-like protein 1
Exons: 3
Coding region: 256-1197 (313 amino acids)
Biological process (GO): defense response
Cellular component (GO): extracellular region
Source: RefSeq, a predicted model, not a curated record